Messenger RNA from Echinostoma caproni, 663 nucleotides. The record is from the annotation of a GenBank genome assembly. NCBI's taxonomy places the organism in Eukaryota, Metazoa, Platyhelminthes, Trematoda, Plagiorchiida, Echinostomatidae.
AUGUCUCUGCUUAGAUGCAAUCGUCCUACCCGUGGCGGUGGUGUUCUACUCUAUUAUCGUAAAGACCUUGAUUGCGAGCAAAUCCAUCCUCCAGUUUCGACUCCUGACACUUUGUGGUGUAGACUGAGACUGUCCAAACACGAUGACUGUUUGAUUGGUGUCACCUAUCGCCCUCCGUCAGCCACGGAAUCAGCCAAUAUGACCCUUUUGAACACUAUUGUACACAUUCUCGCAAAAGGAUUCACACAUGUUUUGCUAAUGGGUGAUUUCAACUGUCCAAACCUUGGCAAACCAAUCACUUCCCAUCCCUUCUUCGAACAGCAAUUCAUAAAGCUGAUUGCCUCACCAUUGUACAACCACGUGAAAGAGCAUACCAGAUUCGGAAACUUGCAACCACCAUCCAUCCUGGAUUUAGUGUUGACAAACGAAGAGUUGAUGAUAGAAUCUGUUGCCGUUACGACCCCUCUGGGACACAGUGACCAUGAAGGACUGUUAUUCAAAAAUAGUUUUUACGCUUCUGUCAAAGCAGUCAGCCCAAAAGACGUUCGCACAUUCAUAGACUAUGCAAAGUUGGAGAGCUUGGCUCCUUCCAUUCAAUGGAUAUCUCAUAGGGAACAGCACAACCCGUUAUCCGUGUGGCAGGAAUUUACUGGCAGUCUGUAA